GUGAUGAAUGAAUUAUUGGCAAUUAUUGCCAUCGUCAUAGUUUGUUGUGUUAUGUUCUUUUUAUGGCUUCUAUCAAUGGCAAUUUGUCCUGAUGCAAUGGUCAAUGCCACGUCAGGAAGAAAAGACAAAUACUGUGAAUCGCGAGACUCCAAAGAACUUAUUGCUCGUUGCGAAGAGGGAGACAUACGACAUGAUUUCAUUAAAAACGUCGUAUCAGCUGAGAAGAUGCAACAACCGCUAUCAACAAGAAGAUCCAGUGAUAAGAAGUUGAGCGUUGUACCGGAAGCCGAUGAGCAGAGCACUGUUCAAUCCACGAUUCACUCGAUUCGUCCAACAAUUCUUCGUCAACCAUCGGUUCCAGUUCGCCUGGAAGAGGAAGAAAUAUCAUCUGAAAAUGCUUGAGUUUAAAAGAAAAUACUAGUCAUGUCUAUCAGCUGAAAAAUGCUAGACGUCAAUCGCCUAUCACGUCAAUUUCCUAUAUUUUUUGAAUUCAUUCCACUCUUUCUUAAAUAAUUUUUCUCAUUUCAUUACUAUGGCAUAUUUGUGUGAACCCUCUUUUUCCAAUCUAUCUGUAAAUAAAUGAACCGGUGAUUUUCGAAUACUUGCGUUUUAUGAACGUUUUCAAUG
Messenger RNA from Caenorhabditis elegans, 627 nucleotides. RefSeq lists its product as uncharacterized. Lineage: Eukaryota; Metazoa; Nematoda; Chromadorea; Rhabditida; Rhabditidae. The coding region runs from base 4 to 402 and encodes 132 amino acids. The record is from RefSeq and is marked reviewed. The transcript is spliced from 4 exons.